Megalopta genalis is the source of this 2371-nucleotide messenger RNA. RefSeq lists its product as uncharacterized. Gene Ontology annotation, molecular function: metallopeptidase activity; protein binding. The record is from RefSeq and is a predicted model, not a curated record. Lineage: Eukaryota; Metazoa; Arthropoda; Insecta; Hymenoptera; Halictidae.
GUGGGGAAAUCACUAGGACCUACCAAGUUGUGUUAGGCUUUCUAUCAAUAAUAAACAGUACACAUAUCAGGUUGAGUUAGGUUUUCAUCAACAGUGUACAGAAUGAUGACUAUUCUACAGUAUUUACAUCUUUUUCCUUCUGUUUAAUUUAAUUUUAUGUAUUAUUAUUGUGCAAUGUAGUGUAUUACUUAGUCAGUAAUUAUGAUAUGAUGUUAAUAUACUAAUUAUCCAUUGACUUCUGUACUGCUAAGUGAUAAAAAAAAACAAUAAAAUGGAAACAACAACUUCAGAACCGAUGGAAGAUAGUCCUGAGAAGAUUCAAAUCAGCCCCCCUGUGCAAGUAGUGAGAGUACCGGUGAAGCACGCGAAUCUUGGAAUACGGAGUCAUGCCAUGGAUAUGAGUACCAUGGUAGAGCUCACUUCCUUUAGUACACUAGGCAAGAUACAGCCCUUUUUAGUCACAAUAACAACUACUGCAGCGCUGCUAGUAGAUUUACAUUGUCAUUUAACAGACAAAGAAGUCUGUGGCUACCUAGGUGGACAUUGGGACAUUAAUUCACACAAUUUGUCCAUAACAACUGCCUUUCCAUGUCGUUACUCUGGCAAAGACAAAUCAGCUGCAGCAGCUGUUGAGUCUGAAAUUGCCAGAGCUAUGGAAUGGAAGAGAGUUACCCUGGUUGGAUGGUACCAUUCUCACCCCAGGUCCCAUGCUUCCCCUUCAUUAAGAGAUGUCGAUUCUCAAUUAGACUAUCAGAUCAAAAUGAAGGGGCCCAGUGACAAUGGAUACACCCCGUGUGUUGGAUUAAUAUGCUCUCCCUAUAAUACAGAUGGAAGCUGCUAUGAGUCCAACUUCAAUGUAUUCUGGUCUCUACCACCCCCUGAAAAUCGACCCCAUGAGUACCCAAGACCAAUGCUGUUGAGUUACACCCUGUCACAAGAGCAUUUUCUUUCUCAGGACACAUUGGAAGAAAUCAGGAGAUGUAUAGAGUAUUAUAGAAGCGAAGGGGGCAUCGAUUUUACUGCCAACUUCAACAACAAUACCACCUAUCUCGAACGUUUAAGAUGUUCGCUCGCGUCCAAAUUACCGGGACGAAACCGAUCGAACGGUUCCUACUGGGACGUAAUCAGAGAAAUGAUUUGUCCCGGUUCCGAGGACGGAACAUCGCCAGAAUUCCUUGCUGUGAAAUUCCCGUUAGUACCAGUUUCAGAACCGCUAGUUCCUUCAGUUCCGCCGGGGGUUGGGCUCGCCCCCAACAACGCAGCUGUCUUCCUUACUCCCGUGAACUUUAAACCCGAUAGUGCCAUAAUCACUCCCACGUCAAAGCCUUUUGUAAUGCAGCCAUCCACAUCUAGAGAUAGUAUUAAAAAAGACAAUAUUCUAGCUACAGAUUCUGCGUCGAUCACGCAAAUAAAGGAUGGUAACGCGACGUCUUCGAAACAGCACAUAUCGCCCACAGAAGUGAUGCCGAGCUUUCAGUCCGGGGAGCUAACAGUUUCGGUAAAAAAUACUAAAUGCGAUUACGAUUAUCCGACGUCCGAUUUCGCGAAAUUGCCGAAUCCACUUGGUGCGGAUAACGGUGUGAAUAAAUCGCGAUUAACGGCGACGCCUGAUUUUCCCUUGGCUGACAUAACGCAGCAGAUCUCCAAGUUCUCGGACUUGUCGAAGCUAGCUAACUUUUCCACUGCGGACCUAGCGAAGCUCUCAGGAUUUUCUAUCGCGGAUUUCACGAGGACAUCGUCCCCAUCUCCAUCCACUUACAUACGAAACAUUGCCAAUUUGUUCGGUCCACUUGGUAAAAUAUCCCCUGCAAGGGACAUCGAAGGCAACGAACGCAAAGCGACUGAUUUCGCGAUGGUGGACUCCAUCCAGUCGCCGUUUAAGGCGACUUCCGGUUCCUCCGAGUCUUGCAGGAACUUUCCCGAAGAUUACUCGACCGAUCGGAAAAAGAUGGACUUGCAGAACGACAAUUCAAAGCUGAAUAGAUCUAAUGAGUAUCAGGGAACCGAAGAUCUGUCAAUUUCCAGUGUUAAGUCCGAUUUUGGGGGUAUGCUGGACAUGACAACGUUGCACAAGAAGCAACAGUCCGGCGACAUGGGUGAUUCGUUGAACUUAUGCAAGGACCGCCAGUAAAUUCGUCAUUCUAAUCAGUAUUUUGCAAUUGUGAUUAUUUCUGUAUGUUUGUAUGUUCUAUUGUACGUCUGAAAUUAACUAGCUGUAUGUAUAUAAACGUAAGGAAUUCGGAAGCUUACGUUUACAAACCCGUGCAACGUUUCUACGCGAAUUAAGUUAUUCUUUUGUAACUCUGAAAGAGUUCAAGCUGAUCAUUUUGACGCAUAUACCGUACUUAAUAAAGAGACAUUUUUUAAUUAA